This is a messenger RNA of Diospyros lotus (date-plum), 1424 nucleotides long. RefSeq lists its product as uncharacterized. Gene Ontology annotation, molecular function: protein binding. The coding region runs from base 136 to 1308 and encodes 390 amino acids. The record is from RefSeq and is a predicted model, not a curated record. The transcript has a single exon. Lineage: Eukaryota; Viridiplantae; Streptophyta; Magnoliopsida; Ericales; Ebenaceae.
UUUACGAGAGACAGCGAGGCCUAUGUCAGUUUAGUUCACGGGCUCAUCGUUGCUUACCGGAUAACUUCUCGACGAGUCGAUGAAUCAUGCUUGCAAGUUGCUCUGAUCCGGCGACGCCACCACUACCGCCACGCCAUGGCCUCCUCCCCGCCGCAAAACCCGUCAUCGCCGGCCAAGAUGGACCCCGAAGCUCCACCUGAAGACCACCAAACCCAGAUCGCCGCCGAUCUCCAAUCCCUCUCUCUCGCCCCUACCGACGAUCCCCUCACCACCCAGUUCGCCACCCUGAACGACCUCUGCUUCGAGCUCUCCUCCCUCCAAGAUCUGGCCUGCCGGGGAUCGUGGCGCUCCAUCAUCGACAAGGUCGCUCGCGCCCGCAAACUCUCCCUCCUCUCGAAGCCCCACGAACACCUCACCUAUCUAUCCUAUCAUGUACUCGCCCUCACCAAGCUCCGCCGCUUCGGUGACGCCGCUGCCGAGCUCGACUCCCUUGACGACGAUCUCAACAGCCCUUCGUAUCAGUACCAGACCUACCCUCAGCACUACCCGAAUCGAUCCGGCUCCAUGGUCCCCUUUGCUCUCCGCUGGCUUCACGCCGAGCUGCCUUCCAAGAUGGGGAAGCGCCACGAGACCCUUGAUCAGCUGUACACCCUUCUCGAUUUUGUCAGAGGCAAAAUAUCAAACACUGGGAGUGUUUCCGCUGAGUUGUGGGGGAAACGCGAAGGUUUCGUAUUGAAUUCUAUAAUUAGUCACCAUUUGGGUCAGAAGGAGUUCGGGGCGUGUUUGGAUCUGAUCAAGGAUUUGAUUAGUCGGAAUGGUGAUGUGGAGAAGCCGGACGCGGUUUUGUUCUCCAAGCUGGGUUACAUUCAGAUGCAGUUUGGGGAUUUGGAAGGUGCAAAGGUGACAUUCAGUAAGAUUGAGGAGUUGGUAAAGGAGAGGAUGGGUGAUGUUGAAUUGCACAAUCUUGUAAGUAGGAACAAGGCGUUGGUUUAUUUGGUUGGGAAGGAUUAUUUGUCGGCCGUUAGGGAGUACGAGGAGUGCAUUGAACGAGAUGGCUCAGAUGUGGUGGCAAUCAAUAACAAGGCGCUCUGCUUGAUGUACUUGAGGGAGUUGUCGAGUUCUAUCAGUGUGUUGGAGAAUGCAUUGGAGAGGGUCCCUACGGUGGCUUUGAAUGAAGCCCUUGUGGUGAAUUUGUGUAGCAUGUAUGAGUUGGCUUAUGUUAAUCACUUGGAUGUUAAGCGGACACUGAGUAAUUGGAUUGCUCGUGUUGCUCCUGAUGAUUUUGAUACAUCUUGUACUCGAACAUGAGGUAUUUCCUGUGUCAGUUGUCCUCAUUGUUGAUUAAUUUUUACUGUAGCUGAACUGAAUGGACUUAUUUCCUGAAUGUGAAUUAGCUUUGCUAGUUUUGGCAGAGAUUGAUAUCA